Molecule: messenger RNA, 2892 nt
Organism: Podospora bellae-mahoneyi
Lineage: Eukaryota; Fungi; Ascomycota; Sordariomycetes; Sordariales; Podosporaceae
Exons: 2
Coding region: 1285-2808 (507 amino acids)
Cellular component (GO): cytosol
Molecular function (GO): pyridoxal phosphate binding; transaminase activity
Source: RefSeq, a predicted model, not a curated record
CUUCCAAUCAUCAGCUCAUCAGCCGUCCCGGAUUGGGUUCUUUCUCACUGAGCAAGGUUCUAGAGUACAAGCUAAAAUGCUCCAAAACAAACAUCACAUGCCCCCUCCACUUCUCAUGCACAACAUUCUCUCAUCCGAUAAACGGCAGACGUUGUACCUUGCCUCCGUCACUUCUCACAUUUCCCCCUCCGCAUUUCGAUCCGGCACGCGAAAGCAUAAAGUAUAGGCGACCCAACAGUCUGGCACCCUAGCACACACCCCCUCUCGUUCCGAAAAGAAUGACGCAUGCUGCCGGAUUGCUUCCCGACCAACCCCUUUGCCGUUUAGUUGUUCGGGACCAUAUCAUAGCUGGCCACAUGGCCAACUGCUGAGCAAAAUAAGAGACCGGGUAUGUGACUACCCGCCCGGGUGUCUUGUUCAUGUUUUCUGUCAAAGAAGCGAUGUUCGGGGAGGGCAGCCACAAAGUCGGGAUGUUUGGUGCUUCGGUAAACCAAGAGGGAUUAGACCCCGGCAUUCGGCAUGGAGCGUCCCUGGUCUAUGAAAAUCUGCCGAUAUGUCGUGCCAACAACGGCAGGACUCUCCUUGGCUGGCAAGAACUGAGAUUGCGCCGGUCCUAGCUGUACCACCUUCACCGGCUGCAUGUAGGCUCGCAUCAUUGCCACCCUUACAUACCUAGCCCGACUCGUGUUUUUGAGGUGCUACGGCGCUGACAAGACGAUGUUGGGCAGCGAGAGCCGUGGCAUGACAGGGAACUUGUUACACAUGCAGAGACUGGGUUGUGUUGGCAGCCAGAGAAGGCAUGACAUUGACAUAUGCGACCUGCAUCGGAGGGAUUUCCCGCCUGUCUCCUCCUGCCCCGGGGUAAACCGUAGGGGGUGAGUGACAUAUGCAGGGAACUCGUGACGGAUGCUGUCAUGAAGUGGAAAGUUAUUGGUGGACGGGAGGCUGGGUCCUGUUAUGGCUUUUGGGUGAGAGAAAACCAGGAGAAGGCGAGCUGCAGAGGUUGCGGGAAGGGAGCUCGGGUGGAUAUGGAUACAGGAUCGGACUCGAGGGGAGUAGUGGUGGGUGAUACCCGUCAUGGAGGUUCGUUUGUCGGAAGCGGACUUGAUGAUAUUGUGAACUGUGACGGGAGAUUAGUUAGGGGAGUUGGAGAUGCUAGUGGUAUGACAUAGAGACGGGAAAGAUAUCAACAUAUAAGACUGCCGGCUUGAACCACUGAGAGAUCUCUCAAGUUAGACAGCAUCACUUCGAAACAUACACAUCUACUGAAAUAAAACAAGAAAAAUGGGUCAACUACUCUCCACUUCGUCUUCUUCGAGACGCUCCCACCUUCUCCCAUCUCCAGCUUCCAAGGCUCCCCUUGGUAAAACUGAAGCCGACAUUCUCCUGUCAGACUCAUCCUCCGAACUCUCACACCCCUUUCCCACCGAAAAGAACAACGACAAUGCUACCAAUACCCAAACUCCCACUCUCCUCCCCCUCCUCAAAAAAGCCAAAGGCCAUUACUACUACCCCGUCUCCGGCCCCAAGAUUCUCGACGCCUGCGGCGGCGCCGGCGUGGCCUGCCUCGGCCACGGCAAAUCCAACAAAUCCGUCAUCAAAGCCAUCACCACCCAGCUCAACACGGUCCAAUACGCCUCCUACGCCCACUUCCGCGUCGACCCCGUGCUCCAACUUGAAAAGUUCCUCUGUGAAAGCACCGACGGUAAAAUGGGAAAGAUGUAUCUCAUGUCCUCUGGCUCAGAAGCAGUCGAAGCCGCCUUAAAAUUUGCCCUCGAAUACCACGCCUGGAACGGUCAGCCGGAGAGGGUAAACAUCAUCUCCCGCUCUCACUCUUACCACGGAACGACAAUAGGGUCGUUAUCCGCCUCAGGACACACCACCCGGCGACAACCCUUCACCUCAGUCCUCAACCGGACAAACUUCCACCACCUCCCCCCCUGCAACCCCUACCGCAGCCCCCUCCCGGGGGAAGAAUACCUCUCCUCCCUCCUCACCUCCCUUGAGUCCCUAAUCACCACCCUCUCCCCCUCGACAAUCGCAGCCCUAAUCCUCGAACCCAUCGUCGGCGCUGCCCUCGGCUGUGUCCCCCCUUUACCUGGUUACCUCUCCGGUAUAAAAUCUUUCUGCCACACCCACGGCAUCCUCCUGAUCUACGACGAGGUGAUGUGCGGAAUGGGCCGGACAGCCACCUCCCCUUCCCAUCAUCUCCACGCGUAUCAAUCCUUCCCUGAACCCGACAUCUCCCCCGACAUGAUGACAAUAGCAAAGUCCUUCUCCGCCUCUUACCUGCCCGCCUCGGCGCUUUUGAUCUCCACCCCCCUGUCCAACUUCCUGACCACCCACAAUAAAGUUUUUACUCACGGGCACACAAACCAAUCCCACCCCGUCGUCGCCUCCGCCUGCCUCGCCGUCCAAGGCACAAUCCAAUCCCGCAACCUCCUCUCCAACGUCGCCGCCCAGGGGGGGUUGCUCCUCCACCUACUGCAGAAACAGCUAAGCCAGCACCCAAACGUGGGGGAUAUAAGGGGCAGGGGGUUGUUUGUAGGGAUAGAGUUCAUAGCCGACAAGACAACAAAACAGCCGUUUGAGCGAGAACUCGAUAUUGCGGGCAGGGUGCACAAAACCGCACUAAAGAAUUGGCAGGUCCUGGUUUAUGCCUCCCAGGGCUGCGCCGAUGAUCAAGGGAGGGGGGACGUCAUCAUGGUCAUGCCGGCGUAUGAUGUCACUGCCAAAGAAAUAAGAGAGAUGGUGAGGAGGAUCGCGGGGGCGGUGCGCGAGGUUUUUGAUAGUUUAUGGGUUGCAUAAGGGUGGUCAAGUCGAAGGGAAAGGUCUCUGUUCGAGUUGGGAAAGGCUUUUCGAUUUGGGUUGGGGAAAGCUUUGGGCUGGGUU